GAGAGCAGAGGGGAGAGGAGAGGAGAGCGCGAGACAGAGAGAGAGAGAGAGAGAGAGAGAGAGAGAGAGAGAGAUAGGACUUCCUCCCCGAUUCGCAGAGAGAGAGAGAGAGAGAGAGAGAGAGAGAGAGAGAGUUCAUCCGGUUAACUGUCUCUUUUUCGCUCCGCUACAACAACAAACGUGCACAGGGGAGCGAGGGCAGGGCGCUCGUGGGGGGCACGCCGGGAGGGCCCAGGGCGCCAGGGAGGCCGCGCCGGGCUAAUCCGAAGGGGCUGCGAGGUCAGGCUGUAACCGGGUCAAUGUGUGGAAUAUUGGGGGGCUCGGCUGCAGACUUGGCCAAAUGGACGGGACUAUUAAGGAGGCUCUGUCAGUGGUGAGCGACGACCAGUCCCUCUUCGACUCUGCCUACGGAGCGGCGGCCCAUCUCCCCAAGGCCGACAUGACCGCCUCAGGGAGCCCUGACUAUGGCCAGCCCCACAAAAUCAACCCCCUCCCACCGCAGCAAGAGUGGAUUAAUCAGCCGGUGAGGGUCAAUGUCAAGCGGGAGUAUGACCACAUGAAUGGAUCCAGGGAGUCUCCGGUGGACUGCAGUGUUAGCAAAUGCAGCAAGCUAGUUGGUGGAAACGAGCCCAAUGCCAUGAACUACAACAGCUACAUGGACGAGAAGAAUGGCCCCCCUCCUCCGAACAUGACCACCAACGAGAGGAGAGUCAUCGUCCCCGCAGACCCCACGCUGUGGACUCAGGAGCACGUCCGGCAGUGGCUGGAGUGGGCGAUAAAGGAGUAUGGCUUGAUGGAGAUCGACACAUCCUUUUUCCAAAACAUGGAUGGCAAGGAACUGUGUAAAAUGAGCAAGGAGGACUUCCUCCGAGCCACCUCCCUCUACAACACCGAAGUGCUGCUGUCACAUCUCAGUUAUCUCAGGGAAAGUUCACUGUUGGCCUAUAACACAACCUCCCACACAGACCAAUCCUCACGACUGAGUGUCAAAGAAGACCCUUCUUAUGACUCAGUCAGGAGAGGAGGAUGGGGCAAUAACAUGAAUUCUGGCCUCAACAAAAGUCCCCCACUUGCAGGAGCACAAGCAAUGAGUAAGAAUACUGAACAAAGGCCCCAACCAGAUCCAUAUCAGAUCCUGGGCCCGACCAGCAGUCGCCUAGCCAACCCUGGAAGCGGGCAGAUCCAGCUGUGGCAGUUCCUCCUCGAGCUCCUGUCCGACAGUGCCAAUGCAAGCUGUAUCACCUGGGAGGGGACCAACGGGGAGUUCAAAAUGACGGACCCCGACGAGGUGGCCCGGCGCUGGGGGGAGCGGAAAAGCAAGCCCAACAUGAAUUACGACAAGCUGAGCCGGGCCCUCAGAUACUACUAUGAUAAAAACAUUAUGACCAAAGUGCAUGGCAAGAGGUAUGCCUACAAAUUUGACUUCCACGGCAUCGCGCAGGCUCUGCAGCCACAUCCCACCGAGUCGUCCAUGUACAAGUACCCUUCUGAUAUCUCCUACAUGCCCUCCUACCACGCCCAUCAACAAAAGGUGAACUUUGUCCCUCCCCACCCGACCUCCAUGCCUGUUACUUCCUCUAGCUUCUUUGGAGCAGCGUCACAAUACUGGACCUCCCCCACGGGUGGGAUUUACCCCAACCCCAAUGUCCCCCGCCAUCCCAACACCCACGUGCCCUCACACUUAGGCAGCUACUACUAGAAGCUUAAUCAUCGGUGGCCUUCUACCUGAAGCCCUCCAUUCCUCACACUUCCUGGGAUACUUUGGACUCCAAAGGACAUACGUGGCCUUGAAGAGAAAACAAAACUGGAUGUUCUUUCUUGUUGGAUAGAACCUUUGUUCUUUAAAAACAAUCCUUUUUUUUUUUUAAAUGUUGGUAACUUCUGCUUCCUCUACCUUGAACAAAGAGAUGGAUGAUUUUCUGGGCCAGUACACCAGUUUGGAUUCUCAAUCUGCUAUCAUCUUCUGAGUUGAAUAUUUAGAUUACUGGAAUGGUUGUAUCAUGGUUCUAGGAAAGAAACUGUAAAUUUUCUUUAUAUUUUUAUGACCAAAGCAGUUUCUUAUCAACACACGGGUCUCAUCAUGGACCUUGUAGGGUUCAGUAUGAUAAAGAAUCAUGGACUUAACCAGUUAAUGCUCUGGUUUGAGACUGAGUGAAAAUAGAGGCAGGAAAGCUUAUAUAACCUUAUUUUAGGAGAACCUGAUUCAGUGGAUGGCAACUGGAACAUUGGUUGUAAGGCCAGUGAAGUUUUCACCCAACUGGAAUUUAAAAGAAAGAACAUGUGUGUGUAUUUAAGAAGCCGUGGGCAUUGCAAAAUCCCUCCCAGUGGGCAGUAUGCACUAGGCUGACCAUCCUCUCUAGAAAUAGUCAAGAUAUGAACUUAAGAAAUGUUAAUGCAAAUGCAGACAUUACUGAAAGACAGAGAAUUAAAUAAUUUUUUUUUUUUUAAGUAAUGACAGUGGGUCCCAGAACUUUGAAAAGUCUUAGGGAUUUCUGAACACAAACAGAUUCGCAAGCGCUGUGCGUUUGUUAGACCACCAGUCCAGGGUCAACCAAUCAGAAGGCAACUUACUGUAUAAAUUAUGCAGAGUUAUUUUCCUAUAUCUCACAGUAUUAAAAAUAGAUAAUUAAAAAAGUAAAAAGAAUAAAUAAACGAGUUGACCUCGGUCACAAAGACAAUUUUACUAUCAAAUCAGUCGUUAUUUUUUUAAAUGUAAUUUGUACAUCUUUUGUCAAUCUGUACAUUUGGGCUGUUUGUACGUUUUUAUAGCUGGUUUUUAAAAAGCAUAAUGUGACUAUUGCUAAAAAGAAAACAGGACGUUUGAGUCACUGACUUUACUAGAAAGAGAAGCACCGUGCAGUAUUUAACGAGCGUGCACAAGCAGGUAAAGGCAAUCCAUUCAAAUCUUUAAUGCUUUGGAAAUGUUUGUAAAUAACCAUAAUGCAAUAAUCACAACUUUGAAAAGAACAAGCAAACUUUCCCUUGUGGAUACGAGGGAUUUUCCUGCCCUAUAUAUGCAAUAUAUUUUUUAGAUAUUAAAAUAUAUAUAAUUUUUCAGGUAAUCAUUGACUUUUUUAAAACUAUAUUAAGUGUUAAGCUGACAAUUGUCAAUGAAGACUAUGUUGUAAAAUAAUUUGACUAAAUAAAUUGUGCCUUCUUCUCUCAGAACUGAGGACAUCGUCUUCUUAUUUACCCCUCAUUAGGCCAAAGGGUUUUCCCAGGGGAAGCUCCCGAUUGAAACUCUUGCACCGUAAAGACUUUUUCAUGUGUAUGUGCUGCUGGAAAGCAGAAAGCACAAAAUCAGUGUGGUUUUUAUUGUUGUU
Messenger RNA from Odobenus rosmarus divergens (Pacific walrus), 3323 nucleotides. It is a transcript of the gene FLI1, whose product is annotated as Friend leukemia virus integration 1. The transcript has 9 exons. Gene Ontology annotation, cellular component: nucleus. Gene Ontology annotation, biological process: regulation of transcription by RNA polymerase II; cell differentiation. Gene Ontology annotation, molecular function: sequence-specific DNA binding; DNA-binding transcription factor activity, RNA polymerase II-specific. The coding region runs from base 341 to 1699 and encodes 452 amino acids. NCBI's taxonomy places the organism in Eukaryota, Metazoa, Chordata, Mammalia, Carnivora, Odobenidae. The record is from RefSeq and is a predicted model, not a curated record.